AAAGGAAGUGUUCCCAGUAUGUCCCCGUAAAGAGCCUCAUUCCCUAUGUGUGUGUGUGUGUGUGUGUGUGUUUCCAGUUCUAGUCCAAGACAUACAGAUGCAAACCUGGAGAUGAGAUCUGAAGAAAGCUGGAGCCAUGUUGACCUUGUACACCGUGAAGAAGCAGAUUCUGUCUCAGAAAGGCCCACCAUCAAUGUAGAUGAGGAAGAUGGUGGUUUCCAAAUCUGCCGUGUAUGUGGGGACAAGGCCAAUGGCUAUCACUUCAAUGUCAUGACGUGUGAAGGAUGCAAGGGAUUUUUCAGAAGGGCCAUGAAACGCAAUGUCCGGCUGAGGUGCCCCUUCCGCAAGGGGACCUGCGAGAUCACCCGGAAGACACGGCGGCAGUGCCAGGCCUGCCGGUUGCGCAAGUGCCUGGAGAGCGGCAUGAAGAAGGAGAUGAUCAUGUCCGAUGCCGCCGUGGAGCAGAGGCGGGCCUUGAUUAAGAGGAAGAAGAGGGAAAAGAUUGAGGCUCCACUCUCUGUAGGGCAGGGGCUGACUGAAGAACAGCAGGCGCUGAUCCAGGAGCUGAUGGAUGCUCAGACGAAGACCUUUGACACCACUUUCUCCCACUUCAAGGAUUUCCGGCUGCCUGCAGUGCGUAACAGUGGCUGUGAGCUCCCAGAGUUUCUGCAGGCCUCACUGCUGGAAGACCCUGCCGCAUGGAGUCAAAUCAUGAAAGAUACGGUUCCAAUGAGGAUCUCUCUGAAGCUUCGGGGAGAAGACGGCAGCAUCUGGAACUACCAACCCCCAUCCACGAGCGAUGGGAAAGAGAUCAUUCCUCUGCUGCCACAUCUGGCCGAUGUGUCAACUUACAUGUUCAAGGGUGUCAUCAACUUUGCCAAAGUCAUCUCCUACUUCAGGGACCUGCCUAUUGAGGACCAGAUUUCCCUGCUGAAGGGAGCCACUUUUGAGAUGUGCCUACUGAGGUUCAACACGAUGUUCGACACAGAAACUGGAACCUGGGAGUGCGGUCGGCUGGCCUACUGCUUUGAAGAUCCUGAUGGUGGCUUCCAGAAACUUCUGCUGGACCCGCUGAUGAAAUUCCACAGCAUGCUGAAGAGCCUGCACCUGCAUAAGGAGGAGUACGUGCUGAUGCAAGCCAUCUCCCUCUUCUCCCCAGACCGUCCUGGUGUGGUACAGCGCAGUGUGGUGGACCAGCUGCAGGAACGAUUUGCCCUCACCCUGAAGGCCUACAUCGAGUGCUGUCGGCCAUAUCCUGCUCACAGGUUCCUGUUCAUGAAGAUUAUGGCUGUUCUCACUGAGCUGCGCAGUAUCAACGCCCAGCAGACUCAGCACCUGCUGCGCAUCCAAGACACACAUCCCUUCGUCACCCCCCUCAUGCAGGAGUUAUUCAGCAGCACGGAUAGCUGAGUGGCUGCCCCUGGGUGGAGAUCUCAUGGGUUGGCCAGACCCAGACAUUCUGAAUCACCACUUCUAGGGCUAGACUGACAGAAGAACAGACUGAUAGCGAACAAUGGCCCAGGACUGCAGUUGGCUAACAUUCCCCUGGAAAAGGACAUGGAGCCCCAAGUUCAGCCUGUGGGAAGUGCUGGCCUAUCGAUUAGCCCCAUCCUUGUGCUUGGGAAUAAAACCCCAAAUCCCACUAAAUUCUAAGAUGUUGGGUGGGAAAGGAGGAACCAGGUCAAGCUAUGUAAAGGUGUCCAUACCCCACACAUUCCCAACCCCAGGCUUCCCCUUGGGCCACUUGUACCUUCCAGACUUGAGCUCACCAUCAGGUUCAUUAGCAUCACAGAAGCUUGUUCUGGCCACAUCACUCAGGUUCCUGCAUCUGACCAGACAAGACACACUGUUAAUCGCUAACAUUGUGACCUUCUGUGGGGAUACAGCAUGAACUCAGAUAUGGAUCCCAGCCUCAGAGUUCAAGAAG
Cricetulus griseus (Chinese hamster) is the source of this 1927-nucleotide messenger RNA. The record is from RefSeq and is a predicted model, not a curated record. NCBI's taxonomy places the organism in Eukaryota, Metazoa, Chordata, Mammalia, Rodentia, Cricetidae.